This is a messenger RNA of Cottoperca gobio, 1111 nucleotides long. It is a transcript of the gene mrpl47, whose product is annotated as mitochondrial ribosomal protein L47. Gene Ontology annotation, cellular component: mitochondrial ribosome; mitochondrial large ribosomal subunit. The coding region runs from base 15 to 830 and encodes 271 amino acids. The transcript has 7 exons. Lineage: Eukaryota; Metazoa; Chordata; Actinopteri; Perciformes; Bovichtidae. The record is from RefSeq and is a predicted model, not a curated record. Gene Ontology annotation, biological process: mitochondrial translation. Gene Ontology annotation, molecular function: structural constituent of ribosome.
GCGUAGAGAAAUGCAUGAUGGGUAAUGUGGGAAGACCUACGGUAAAGAUGGCGGCGUCCUCAUCAGCAGGACGCGUUUUGACUCUUUGCAAGCAGUUUCAAAACGUCUUUAGGAUAUCCUCAGCGAUUAAUACUCACCAGUGUACUUCUACUUUGACAAAAUGCCAGCCAGCAUCUUUACACAGGGAAAAGUCUCCACUCGCUGCCCUGUCUUGGUACAGUCCCAUCAGCCCUGUGGGUCAGUGUCGAGCACUGCACACGUCCAUCAGCAGGAGAGGGCUGGAGGAGUUCUUUGACUUCCCUGAGAACUGGGGAGAGACCACCGUGAAGUCAGGUGCACCAUGGACUGCCAAACAUCUGAGAACAAAGAGCAAUGAAGAUUUACACAAACUCUGGUAUGUGCUGUUGAAAGAGAAGAACUUGCUGCUCACACUUCAGCAGGAGGCAAAAAUACAAAGGGUUGCAAUGACAAGUCCAGAAAGAUUGAGGAAGGUUGAUCGGGGAUUGUUCAGACUGGAGUCGGUGGUGAAGGAGAGAGAGACUGCUCUGCGGCUGCUGCAGACGGGACAGGAGAAAGGCAGACCAGGUGCCUGGAGGAAGAACAUAUUUGGAUACGCCUACUGGUAUCGGUUUAAAGAAUAUGCUAUUCCUUGGUACAUGAACAGAAGGUAUAAGCGUAAGAGGUUCUUCACCCCCAAGUUCGUCCAACCACACAUAAGGCUGCGCUUAGAGAAGCAUCUUCGUGCUAAGUCCAGGAAUGCGAACUUCAAGAGGGAUACUCAGUCCAAACUCAAGGAGACGUUUCCUCAAAUGAAAGUUCCUGCAUCAUAAAAUCUCAAGUUCAUAUUUUGCAAUCAAGAAGUUUUUUUGGCAGAUGUGAACAUGACAUCUGUCCAGACGGUUAAUGUAAAGUCUAAAUCAGCUAAUUUUAAGUAACUAACUGUUGUCCUAUGUCGAGUGAGUGCAUUUAUCCAGCUGUAUGAUUCUAUAUAAAAGAUGCUACAUCACCCUGAAAUGUUUUCGUCACUCAUACCUUUUUUAUUUGUUUAACUAUUCCGUAAGAUGUGUAUUUAAAGGUAAAGUUUACCCCAAAAUGCAUAACUUUCCUCUGA